CUGAACCUCGGAGGCUGCUGAAGAAUGUUCUGUGUGGAUUUCUGAGUCUGCUUAGCCGUCCAAACAGAGCAGCCACACUCAGCCUCAGUCCUUAUAGAGGGUCUACAAACAGAUUGAGAAGCAUGGCAAUGGCGACUCGUUUGACGGCGAUGCAAGAAAAGAAGCUGCAGAAUUAUUUUGGAGGAAAACGGUUUACCCUUCUCUAUAAAGCUAGUGUCCAUGAAUUCUCUGGAUAUAAUUUUCUUAAGAGAUGCAGUGGCCAAGGGCCUACUCUGAUGGUGAUUUAUGGUGGAUGUUAUGUUUGGGGGGCCUAUAUAAGAAUGAAUUUUAAGAGAGAUGACACAGUUCCCAUUGUCCUUUUUGCCUUUCAAGAGAAUGAAAUUUCAGAAUGUGAUGUAGGUGCGUGCUCACCACCUACAUUUCUUAAUGAAUAUGGUUUAAGAUGGAAUAAUAGUUCAGGGUUCCUCCUAGAUCUGAGCGAAAAAAAAGUGACUGUGGACUUAGAUGCAGCUAAAAAACUUGGACUGCCUCAAAAUCAACCUAUUUCCUUUGAGGAAUGUGAAGUUUUUCGUUGUGAAGAUUUAUUGGAUAAAAGAAUCAUGAAAGGGAUUACUCAACUCCAUGAGAGAUUAUUGGAUGACAUGAGAACCUACAGUUCAUAUGGAGGCCUCGUUCACCAAAUACGGAUUCUGCUCCUGGGUCCCACUGGGGCUGGGAAAUCUAGCUUCUUCAACUCAGUAAAGUCUGUUUUCCGAGGCCACGUAACACACCAGGCUCUGGUGGGCUCUGAUACAACUGGGGUAUCUGGCAAGUACAGGACAUAUUCCAUUAAGGAUCAGAGAUCUGGCAAUGCCCUGCCAUUUAUUCUGUGUGACUCAAUGGGGCUGGGUGAGAAGGAAGAAGGACUGUGCAUGGAUGACAUAGUCUACAUCUUAAAAGGCCACAUUUCGGACAGAUACCAGUUUAAUUCCUCAAAACCAAUCACACCGGUUCAUAGUAACUAUAUUGACAACCCAUUGCUGAAGGACAGAAUCCAUUGUGUGGCACUUGUAUUUGACAUCAACACUGUUGAACACCUCUCUCGUGACAUGAUGGCAAAGAUCAAAAAAAUUCGAAGGGAGUUGAUAAAGUGUGGUGUAGCACAUGUGGUUUUGCUCACUCAUGUGGAUAGCGUGGACCUGAUUAGCAGAGGUGACCUUGGAGACAUAUACAAAUGUAUGCUUGUGAAGCCUAAGUUAGAGACAGUCCACAGAGAACUUGGAUUUGCUCUUUCUGACAUCUUGGUGAUUAGUAAUUAUACCUCAGAGUGGGAGCUGGACCCUGUAAAGGACGUUCUGAUCCUCUCUGCGCUGAGACAGAUGCUGUGGGCGGCAGAUGACUUCUUAGAGGAUUUGCCUCCUGAGGAAACAGAGAUCAAAGAAGAGGAACCACCGACUGUGUAAAAGAAGGAAAAAAAUAUGUGAACCCUUCACAUACUAAUAAUUUUUAUCUCAUCAUAGAAGAUUGAAAAUUGAAAAAUAAGAAAACACAGGAAAAAGAGAAGUAGCUGAAACAGAAGGGGCAUGUUUUGUUUAUGUCUGUGUUGAAGAUACAUAUGGAAAAUCAUAAUGCCUGCAAAUAACUAGAAACAGUGGGAUUUAAAGCCAUUAAUGGUGGAAAAAAUGAACAUAAUUUCUUUUGGAUUUAUGUUCUGUAUCUGUGAAAAAUCAAAGUUUCUUCUUACAAAGUCUGAAUUUAACUUAAGUGUGGGUGUGUGAUUUUGGAAAAGUUUAUUUUGUCAGCAUCAUUUGGUCUUCACCCACAUCAUCUUAAUUUUGCUUUCUUAUUUUAUUUCCAAAUUAUUUGAUCUUCUCUUUGGGUCUCCAGUUAAUGGUGUACUCUUUACACUAAGGCCAUUUUUUGGUUUGCUUAAUAUCUGAAAACCUCUUUUAAGAUGUGACAAUAUUGGUAAGAGUUUGAGGGGAUUAAAGCUGACAAGAACUAUAGUUUGAUUUUUCUGUCAAUUAUGACUAUUUUAGUUACAAGUGAUAAAACUCAACCUGAAUUACAUGAUUAAAAAAAUAAUCAAACCAUAUAAAAGGCUGGGGUUGAACUGAACUGCCUCAGAAAUGAUUGAAUCUAGAGAUUCAAAAUCUAUUCUCUUUCUCUCUCACACACGUGCACAUGUGUGUGCACGCGCGUGCACACACACACGCACACACUCUCUGGUUCCUUCUUUGUGUCUCUUGCUGUCAUUCUCUCAGGCUAGCAUUCUUGAUAAAUCUUAAACAAUCUGAAUCCAAGCUGACAUUCAUUCAGUCUUGUGACCCAAAAGGGAAGAGGGCUUUUCUUUUCCAGUUUCAUUGUGAAAUAAUCCAAAAAAGGACUGUUGAUUUAGUUCAAAUCAUAUGCCUACUCCCCAAGAACAAUCACUUUCUCUGCAGAAGAGAGAGAAAUAUGAUCAUCCCAUCUUAAAUAAUACUUGCCCAAGAAGAGUGAUUUGUUAUUAGAAGGAGGGGUUUAAUCAUGGACAUGACCACUGUGGAUUAACUGAGCUGAAGAGGCACCUUAAUAUGUAUCUUGUGAAUUCAGGAAGUUUUCUAUCUAGUUUCUCACUUAGAAUAUAAGAAUAAAUAUAUUCUUUAUAAGAACGUAAAGUCUUAUUAAUAAGUCUAAAAAUCAUUAACAAUUUAAAAAAGCUUUUUAUUAAAGUAGUAUAUACACAUAAAAAGUUUAUAGUUCAUAAUUGUAUGGCUCAGUACAUUUUGAUAGACUCAAGCCAUGAAACUAGAACUCAGGUAAGAAACAGAACAUUCUAGAAGUUCCCUUUAAGCCCCAGUCUAGCUACAUAGGAUAUCCACUAUUCUGACUUCUAAUUGCAUAGAUUAGUCUUUUUCUUUUUUAUCCCUAACAUAACAUUAUGCACUAUUUACUCUUUUGGGUCUAACUUCUUUCCUGAGAUGGUUUAUUUGUUUGAUUUGUAUUAUUGUACAUAGGUAAAGAUAAUUUGUUCACAUAUAUCCUAUUAUUGUCAUGUUAAUGGGAAGUUCUAAUACUUUCCUUGUAGGUCAAGAAUACAUUCCAUAUCUGUUGCAUUAAAAAUUUUUCUAAUUAAAGCUACAUAAAAAUAAACCAUUUGAUUUUGGGUCUUUCCAAUUUUGUAUAAUAAUAAAGAUUCCAUAAUGGGAACAUACUGUAUUUCAAUUUGUAAAUGUAGCUUGAAAAUGAGAAGUAGCAUCAUGAAGGAGUUGACAUGAUCCUAAAAUUUACAGAGCAGUGUAACGUUUCAAACACAGUCAAGAUGUUCUUGAUAAACG
Enhydra lutris kenyoni (northern sea otter) is the source of this 3296-nucleotide messenger RNA. Its product is annotated as interferon-induced protein 44-like. The record is from RefSeq and is a predicted model, not a curated record. The transcript has 9 exons. Bases 123 to 1442 code for a protein of 439 amino acids. Lineage: Eukaryota; Metazoa; Chordata; Mammalia; Carnivora; Mustelidae.